GAGACCACAAUGAUCGUAGUCUGUAUGUGGAACGCCAAAAAGAGUAUUUCAGGCGCCGUGGACGCUUAGUGAAAUGCACCCGGACUUAAAGCUAAUAGGAAACUUAUUCAAUUUAAAACAUUUUAUGACAACAUAUAUCAAGAUGGAUAUUAGUGGUAUGAGAAAACCAUAUGGAAACAAACAAACAUUAUUUUUGGAAAAAGAUAUCAAACUAAAAGAUCCUAUUGCUUUAUUUGAGGAAUGGUUCAAAUUAGUUAAAGAAAACCCAAAUACAGUGGAAGCAAACGCAAUGUGCGUUUCAACAGCCAAUAAGUAUGCAUACACAAAUCACUAUUAUACAGGAAAUGGUAUACCGUCAGCCAGAUAUUGUUUGUUAAAAGGAUAUAGUAAAGAUGGCUUUAUUUUUUUCACACAUUAUACAAGUAGAAAGGGAAAAGAAUUAGAAGAAAACCCUUAUGCAGCUCUUACAUUUUAUUGGGAUCAAUAUAAUAGAUCUGUACGAAUUGAAGGAUGUGUUGAAAAAUUGCCAUUUUCCUAUGCUGACGAAUAUUUCAGUAAGCGCCCAUAUCGAAGCCAAAUAGGAGCUCUUUGUAGUGAUCAAAGUAAACCUGUAGAAAGUCGAGAGAUUCUAGAAAAACAGGCCAAAGAGCUGGAAACUAAAUAUCAAGAAGGGCAAGUGCCAAGACCACCACAAUGGGGUGGUUAUAUUGUCAAACCAACAUCAUUUGAAUUUUGGCAAGGACAAACUGAUCGAAUUCACGAUAGAAUUAUUUUUAGAAAACCCAACGAAAAUGAACCAGAUGGAAAACUAUCCCAUCAAGCAGCAGAUGGGUGGAUAUAUGAGAGAUUAAAUCCUUAAUACUGUUUAAAUAAAUCCUUUUUAUAAAAAGUUGUUUUACAGAAGUUUAAAAAAUAAAAAAAUAUUUAAAUUUUUAUUUUAUAAAAAUUCUAAUCUCAA
Molecule: messenger RNA, 958 nt
Organism: Diorhabda carinulata
Lineage: Eukaryota; Metazoa; Arthropoda; Insecta; Coleoptera; Chrysomelidae
Product: pyridoxine-5'-phosphate oxidase-like
Exons: 7
Coding region: 74-859 (261 amino acids)
Biological process (GO): pyridoxine biosynthetic process; pyridoxal 5'-phosphate biosynthetic process
Molecular function (GO): pyridoxamine phosphate oxidase activity; FMN binding
Source: RefSeq, a predicted model, not a curated record